Molecule: messenger RNA, 765 nt
Organism: Mauremys reevesii (Reeves's turtle)
Lineage: Eukaryota; Metazoa; Chordata; Testudines; Geoemydidae
Product: secreted frizzled-related protein 5-like
Exons: 4
Coding region: 16-765 (249 amino acids)
Biological process (GO): canonical Wnt signaling pathway; negative regulation of canonical Wnt signaling pathway; non-canonical Wnt signaling pathway
Molecular function (GO): Wnt-protein binding
Source: RefSeq, a predicted model, not a curated record
CUCAUUCCAAGAAGUAUGGCCUUGUGCUACGACAUUGGAUAUUCAGAGAUGCGCAUCCCCAACCUGCUGGAACAUGAGACUAUGGCAGAGGUGAUCCAGCAGUCUUCUAGUUGGCUGCCCUUGCUAGCCAGAGAGUGCCACCCAGAUGCCAGGAUCUUCCUCUGCUCACUCUUUGCACCUAUCUGCUUGGACAGGUUCAUCUACCCCUGCCGCAGCCUGUGUGAAGCUGUUAGGAACAGCUGUGCUCCAAUCAUGGCUUGCUAUGGCUACCCAUGGCCUGAAAUCCUGAACUGCAACAAAUUCCCUGCAGAUCACAACUUAUGCAUUUCAACAAUCACUGAUGAAACCACUUCGAGCAGGAGAAUGCCCCGAGCCAGCUGUAGGGACUGUGAGCUCGAGGAAGCCAGCACCGCCAAGGAGAUACUGGAAAACGUCUGUGCCAAUGAUUUCACUGUGAAAAUCAGAAUCUCCAGGAAGAACACGACCUCCACCAUCUCUGCUUUUGACCUGGACUCCAAGCUGGAGGUUUUGAAGCACGGCCCCCUCCUCUGGGUGGAAAUCCACCCAAAACUGCAGCACUGGCUGGACCUAGAUGCCACCUGUGUUCACAACAUCAUGAGAGGUACACACACAGGAGUCUAUGUCAUCAGUGGAGAGGUGCAGAAUGACAAGGUGGUUGUAAACAAGGCCUAUGCAUGGCACAAGAAGAACAGGAACCUGCAGCUGGCUGUGCGGCGAUGGAAACAUCACCGGUGCCGUGCAUAG